Molecule: messenger RNA, 1760 nt
Organism: Drosophila navojoa
Lineage: Eukaryota; Metazoa; Arthropoda; Insecta; Diptera; Drosophilidae
Product: SEC14-like protein 2
Cellular component (GO): cytoplasm
Source: RefSeq, a predicted model, not a curated record
UGUUUUCGUUCGUCAAACGCAUCGCAUUGAGGUUAAAUUGAGUUCCGUUCGCUACAGUUCCGGCGGCAGCUCGAAAGCAAAAACAAAUGAGCAUUGACGGCGUGUUUCGUGUAUUUGCGUAGUGCGUGUAACUGUGACAGUGACAGUGUCUGUUGUUUGCUUUGUAUAAUUGUUGUAAUUAGCCCGGCCCAGAUGAGGGUCAACUAAAGCUGUGUAGUAAAAUACCAAAUAAUUGCGCUUGAAAUAUGCAACAGGCUGCCCAAAUCGACAACAAAACAUACGCAAGCGUAGAAAGUUUUUAUUGUUAUUUUAUUUAAGCCAGCAACAGCAAAACCAAAAAUAAACUAAAAAGCGAAAUAACGACGAAUCAUCAAAAAGAGAUAACGAAAUUGGAGUGCGCUCGCGUGUUUGUGCGUGUGUGUAUGUGUGUGCAUAACAUAUUAAAUUGCAAAAAUUUAACAACUUUUAAAUCAAAUUGUAUAUAGAAAAUGUCUGGUCCACUGCCCGAAAUCAGCGCCGAGCAGCGCAAAACAUUGGAACAGUUCCGCAAGUUGAUGAGCCCCGAGCUGAACGAGACGCAUGAUGAUUAUUUUCUACUGCGCUGGCUGCGAGCUCGCAAAUGGAAUGUGGAGGCUGCAGAGAAAAUGCUUAGAGCGAGUCUCAAAACGCGCGCCAUGUGGAACGUGGAUAAUAUAGAGAAAUGGGAAGCUCCGAAGGCGCUGCGCGAGUAUCUGCCCUAUGGCAUCAUGGGCUUUGACAAGGAGGGAUCGCCAGUGAUCGUUUGUCCGUUCUACAACUAUGACAUCUGGGGCAUGAUGCACUGCGUCACACGCUUCGAGUUUCAAAAGUAUUUGGUGCUGCUGCUGGAGCGAUUCAUGAAGCUCGCCUACGAGCAGAGCCUGAAGCAUGGCUGGAAGGCGCGCCAGCUGGUCGUCUUCCUGGACUGCGAGUCGAUGAACCUGAAGCAGUACGCCUGGCGGCCAGCAGCCGAGUGCGUCAUCUCGUCCAUCAAGCAGUACGAGGCCAACUUCCCAGAGCUGCUCAAAAUGUGCUACAUCAUCAAUGCACCGAAGCUCUUCUCGGUGGCCUUUAACAUUGUGAAGAAGUUCCUGGACGAGAACACCACCAGCAAGAUUCACAUCUACAAGUCCGGCACGGACAAGUGGCAGGAGUCGCUGUUCUCACUCGUUGAUCCCAAGAACUUUCCCAAGAGCUGGGGCGGCCAGCUGGUCGACAAACUGGGCGAUCCCCAGUGCAAGUCCAUGAUGGUGUGGGGUGGCAAGCUGCCCGAGGAGCUCUACAUCGAUCAGAACAGCCAGCAAAGCGACAAGAGCUUCACGGACACACAAGUGCCCAAAGGAGACAAGCUCAAGCUGAACUUCAAGGUGAAUGGGCAGGAGGAGCAGCUGCUCUCGUGGAACUUCCGCACCUUCGACUACGACAUCAAGUUUGGCAUUUACAGCGUGGACGAGAAGACGGGGGAGAAGCGCAGCGAGGUGCCGCUUGGCACCGUCUACUCCAACGAAAUGGAUGAGGUGGGCUGCAUCUCCACAAGACCCAACACCACAUACACCGUUGUGUUUGACAACUCGGCCAGCUAUUUGCGCAGCAAGCGGCUGCGCUACUGGGUCGAUCUCAUUUCGGACGAGGAGGAGGGCAUCGCAGAGCUCACCAACCAAAUGGACAACACGCAAAUUGCAACAGCUUAAAGCGUCGAAGCCACAACUGCAAUUAAGCCAAAAAGAAGAGCGCAAAAAGCA